Molecule: messenger RNA, 1175 nt
Organism: Anas platyrhynchos (mallard)
Lineage: Eukaryota; Metazoa; Chordata; Aves; Anseriformes; Anatidae
Gene: CYS1
Product: cystin 1
Source: RefSeq, a predicted model, not a curated record
UCCGCCUGCCCCGGGGGCCGGCCCCAGCCUUCAGCCGGCCCCGGCUCCGCUCCCCGAGCCCAUGGGCAGCGGCAGCAGCCGCCGCCGGGGCCCGGUGGCCACGGGGGGAGGCGGCGGAGGCGACCCCCGAGGGCCGGGGGCGACCCCGAGCCCGGCGGAGGCGGCGGCGGGGGGCGAGGGGGCGGCGGCGCUGCCCACCCCCGGCAGCCCCCCGAGGGAGGCUGUGUUACCUGGAAGCCCGCCCGACACAGAGAACAACAACGUCAGCAAUGACAGGUGCCCAGGAGGGAGCAGCAAGCAGCCGGCGGGGUGCCCGGCCGUGUCCUACGACUGCGCAGAGGAGGAGCUGAUGGCCAGCAUCGAGCGGGAGUACGGCCGCUGAGCCCAAAGCGGGGGGCAGGAAGCUGCUGCCAACAGGCCACAGCCAGGAGGAAGAGGAGGAGGAGGAGGAGGAAGAGGAUGGAAGAAGGAGAGGAUGGGCGAGAGGCAGCGCAACUGCUCCGGAGACACGGAGGAUGACCUGAAGAAAACCAUAUUUCCCAACGAAGGCGUACUAGAGCUCUGCUGAGAUGGUGCUUUGAAGGAAAACCUUAUUUUUUUUGUUGUCCUGGCAGUGUGGGUGCUGUACCCGCAGCACAAGGGCUUUCCCCCCCAGUCCCAGCAGGAGACACGUCCCCAGGGCCACCUCGCCAUGGCCAUCUGCUCAGAGAGGGCCUUGCAGAGCAGCUCGUUGCCACCCGUUCUCAGCCAUCGCCCCUGGCCUGCCCGUGCGUUUCUUCUCCUCCGUAGCUAGUCUAGAAGAAAAAUCACUACAAUUUAUCAUUAGCUGCAUCAGAAAGGCUGGAUCGCCACGGAAAAUCGUAUGUUUUCAGCACUUCCCUGACAGGGAAGCCUGGUAUUUUAGGGUUUCUGCCUCUGUUUUGCCUGCAUCUUAAUGUGCUAUGAGUAGCUGCUUAUUAUCAGGCAGUAGAAAAGUACCUUAUUUCUGCCUUCAGCUGAACUGUAAAAGGUGCCAGAUGAAAUCUGCACAAAGCGUGUGCAAGCGCAAGGGGAAACAGCAGGGCGCAGCUGUAUUUUGGCUUCUUUGUCGUUCCUGAAAUCUGUGUAAGGGAAAGAAGCGGAUCUGUAUUCUGCAUAACUCUCAAUAAAGGCAAAUAAGCUGUUCAGAAAACGUC